AUGUCAAUGCAAUCAGAUGCUAAGAAUGUACUUAUAAUUUUCAAAUUCAUAUUUUAUAUUAUUUAUCGUUCAAUACGUUCCAUCAUCCAGCUAGAAUCUGAUAUUAUUGCUCUUAUAAGGGUCGUGACUAAGGCUAAUAUUACCAAUGAAGUGGAAUUUUUUCAUAUUUUAGCUCGUAAUCGUCUAGACAAUUCUGAUAUAUGUAGAGAAUGCGAUUUUUUACUUUUUUCCGAUCAUUUUGGUCAUUUUGAUGAAUUGGCCGAUCAAAGAUGGCAUAUCUAUUCAAUAACAGAUCAAUAUGUCUAUUUCUGUCAAAUUCCAUCAGAAGAAGAUCUAUCUAUUCUCAAAAACCCUAAGUUAUCUAUAACUUUCUAUGAAAAAGCUGAAAAAGUAGCCAGAGUUAACCAUAUUACAUUCGCUAGCUAUAUGAAUAACAACAUGUUGAAAGCCAAAACGAUCUUCUUGCACAGUACACCUGCAUGUGGAGCAACAUUGACAGCCAAAAUGCUACAAUCAGCUGAUUCAUCGGCUCGAUCUUUCAUUGUCUUAGGAGAGCCUCCAAUGCUUUCAUCACUCUCAAUCCUUAUGUACAGUCUAUCAAUAGAGAAAUUACGAGAAUUGACUAAGAACGUCAUUCGAUUCUCUCUCUGUCAUUACAAUGGCAAUCAAACUGUUCUAAUUAAGACAAGAUCAUGUUGUGGAAAGUUAGUUCCAUACGUACAUCAUAGUUAUCCAUCUAUUCAACAUAUAUUCGUUACGUCGAAAAAUCCAUCUGAUGGCAUACCUCGACUCAUCUCAAAGACUUCAACAUCCAUUCCAAUAUUCCGUAUUAUUUGUUUUUUCAUUCGACAAGCUUAUCCAUUUUGUGAUUUUUUCACUUCAUGGCGUCGACUAGAAAGAGAUACGGUAGUGAAGAUAGGACCAAACGAUUCUGUUGAAUUUACAUUAGCCCAUAUAAUGGGUGCUACGGUAAACUAUCAGAGGACGUUGAAGUACUAUGCUUUAGAUAUAAUUUACUUUGAAGAUUUGAUGAUUGACACUGCUAGCGUCUUGAGACCUAUCUUGUAUUUAUGCGGAUUAUCUGAAUUAGUCAUACCUGAGUGUAUUGAAUGGAAACGUCAAGAAGACUUCGAAGAUCUGAACGAUAAGACAUCAUGUUUGAAUAAUGUUCAAAAGCAACGUAUCAAAGUACUUGUUGAGUUAUUACAACAAGAAUGGAAUCAAUAA
Auanema sp. JU1783 is the source of this 1227-nucleotide messenger RNA. The record is from the annotation of a GenBank genome assembly. Lineage: Eukaryota; Metazoa; Nematoda; Chromadorea; Rhabditida; Rhabditidae.